AAAGACGGCCUUGUACCUGAAACUUUGGCCGAUGUUUUGAUGCCUCAACCAAUGAAGGCACAGACAGAAAAGAAAAAGUCGCGUGUUGUACUGGAAGGACGGGUGAUAAGUGGUGAAGACAUGCUGAUAAAACUCAGAGAGAAAGAAAAGGCAUUAGAAGAGAAAAGGGAGAGACAAGAAGAAAGAAAAAGGAAACGUGAGACAAAGGCUGAGGAAAAGUUAAGUAAAGAGAAGGCGAAACUGAGAAGAAAAGAGGAGAAAGUAAAGAAGAUUUCAGAGUCUAAACAAAAAAAACAAACAAUUGUUAGGAGGAAGCGAGUCACAACUGACGAGGAACGACCACAAAAUGAAAGGCAAAGCAGACUUGCCAGUCCGAUUUACACGUGUGGUGUAUGCAGUGUGCGAGGGAGGGUUGAUGACGAGGCACAUGGCAUAGAGUGGGUGGGGUGUGAUGAGGACAUGUGUUUGACUUGGUACCAUUUUGAAUGUUUAAGUAGUGAAGAGAAAUAGUUCGUUCGUGAGAGCCUGUCUGAAGGUAGCGAUUGGUUUUGCAAAGAAUGCAAGCCAUGGCUUUAUACCGAAGAAUAAAGCAAUAUCUUAAUAUUGUCAAAUGUAUAUACAAAAUCUGCGCACGUGUAGAGCUGUGUUUACAGAUAUUCAUGUAUAUUCAAAAUGAUUAUCAAAAGGUUUUGGAUUAAAUUAAAUAUUGAAGUAUCUUUUAUUUUUCAGAUUUAAGAAGCAACUCUUUUAUGUUAAACUUUACACUUGUGGCCGUUUCACAGUCGUUAAAUCUUUUAUUAAUAAAUUUAUUCUUGGAACGUUUUAAACAUUAGUUUGUUUGAUUUUUCUUACAGGUGAAUCAAUGAUUUUUUCAUCUUGUUGUUAUCAGCUAUGACCAUUUAUUGUCAUAGAUAGCUUCUGAUUUUAAUAAUUCAAGUGAAAUACUUCACGUUUAUUUAAUGCGUGCAAUAGCUUUGGAUAAUUGUGUUGUUCUGUCGGCAAAAGUAACUAGACAGCAUUGAGCCACGGUAAUUAAGCAUGGUUAUGAACGUUGGCCAUAAAUUGUUAAUAAUUUCAAAGUAUAUGGUAAAAAUAUCAGUAUUAGGUAUGAAAAAUAUAUAAAGUAUCAAUAGAAAUGAUUAUUUUUGAUUUUCAGCUGUUUCUGGCCUAAAACGUAAGGUGUCGACGUUAUCUACUGUCGCGGUGCAAAAUAACACGUUUUGGGUACCUCAUUCAGGGCCUCAUAGAAGUACCUGUUCUGUUUCUAAAAAUAGUUUUUUUCGGUGUCGCGUAAAAUUGACUGACUGAAGUUUGUGUAAGUAUGUUACGGGUGUAAUUUAUAAAGUUACCUAUCAGAUAUUGAAGAAAAAUUGUGUUUUAGUGUCGAAGUUAU
This is a messenger RNA of Ruditapes philippinarum (Manila clam), 1393 nucleotides long. RefSeq lists its product as uncharacterized. The record is from RefSeq and is a predicted model, not a curated record. The transcript is spliced from 2 exons. NCBI's taxonomy places the organism in Eukaryota, Metazoa, Mollusca, Bivalvia, Venerida, Veneridae. Bases 40 to 510 code for a protein of 156 amino acids.